Messenger RNA from Suillus subalutaceus, 1353 nucleotides. Its product is annotated as P-loop containing nucleoside triphosphate hydrolase protein. NCBI's taxonomy places the organism in Eukaryota, Fungi, Basidiomycota, Agaricomycetes, Boletales, Suillaceae. The transcript has 6 exons. The coding region runs from base 1 to 1044 and encodes 347 amino acids. Gene Ontology annotation, molecular function: helicase activity. The record is from RefSeq and is a predicted model, not a curated record.
AUGAAACAACUACUCAAGCAUAAACCAAACACACGCAUUCUUGCUACCACACCCAGCAACUCUGCUGCUGACAUCAUUGCAUCCCAGCUGGCAUCCACCCUCGGACCCGACGAACUUUUCAGACUUUACGCACCCUCAAGACACUUCGACCAAGUUCCAGAUGAGUUGCAGCGCUACACACUCACAAAGAGACUGGAAGGGGAAGACAAGAGCUGCUUCUCUGUCCCGCCCAUCCCCAUCCUCAAGCGCUUCAAAGUUUUUGUGUGCACACGCAUCUCUGCAUCUAUCCUGUACAGUAUUGGCAUCCCCCACGGACAUUUCAUGCAUAUUUUCGUUGAUGAAGCUGGGCAAGUGACUGAACCUGAAGUGAUGAUCGGCAUUAAAAUGAUGGCUGACAAUGCCACGAACAUCGUCUUGGCAGGAGAUCCAAAGCAGUUAGGACCUAUCAUCCGUUCUAACAUUGCGAGGGAGCUUGGGCUGGAGCAGAGCUACCUCGAACAUCUCAGAUGCCGAUGGAUGCAUACAAAGCUCAAACGUCGUCAAGCUUGUGAAGAAUUUCCGGUCGCAUCCCGCAAUUCUGAAGUUUCCCAACGAGUGAUUCUACGCUGGAAGAAGCUGCCUUCAAAGAAAUUUUCCAUUAUCUUCCACUCGAUAUCCGGGAAUGAUGAUCGCGAGGCUUCGUCACCCUUGUGUUUCAACAUUGAUGAGGUUACUCAAGUUCACAAACAUUCACUCCUCCGAGAUGAUCGACAGAUCAGAGUGGCUCACAGUGAGAUUGGCGUGAUCGCUCCCUAUCAAGCUCAAUGUGUCAAGAUUCGCAAGAUGCUCAGUGGCAUGGCUGACGAGGUCAAAGUCGGCAGUGAACGACGAGUCAUCAUCAUAUCAACGGUCAGGAGUAGCCGAGAAUUCAUUGAGUUUGAUCUCAAAUACACCCUUGGCUUCGUUGCGAAACCGAGGCGCUUCAAUGUUGCUGUAACUCGAGCACAGGCUCUGCUGAUUGUGGUCGGAGACCCAAACGUCUUAUCCCUAGAUCCCCUCUGGUGAUCGUUCCUGAACUAUGUACACUUGAACGGUGGGUGGGCUGGUCCUGGACCGACAUGGGACACAACAGAAACAGUAUAUGAGAGUGGCGAAUACGAUCAACACAUUCGAGCGGCUGCAAUGACGAAUAUGAAUUUUCUUACUCGGAGGAUUGAGGAGGUCGUGGCAGAGAAUGUGCAGACUGGCACGGACAACGAAGAUGAUGCAAAACUUUGACAGGCCGUGGAGGGAGCUGGAGUAGGCUUUCGUACUGUGGUUGUUAUGUUCAAUAUUCCUUGUAAUUUUAUAUGUAAUACUCUGUUUCUUCGUGUG